AUGGGGCACAAGAGCAUGUCGUCUUUUUUGAACACUCAGUCGAUGAAGGCGUUCCAUCGCCCCUGCAGCCAAACAGGAGAAUUUCUGUGGGUUACGCUGCCGUUGCUACUGUCGGUUGCAUGGGCAACAUGCUGUUGCGUGGCUGUGACUGCGCAGGGGAAUUCUUCUUCUCCUUCCUGCCCCUCUGGGUGGGCGUUAUGGCCGAUGGAGCUAAAGGCGCGUGACGACGGUUCAUCGGAUAGCGCCACGGUGUGGUGCGUCCAGCCGCAGGAGGUUCGAGUGGCACCGGCAGAGACGGUUGAAGCUUGUGCCCACAUCUUUGGCUUACGCCCACCCCGCGGUUGGAGUGAAGCCAACAGGGAGCUUAUUCCACAACCGCUCUCUGUUCAUUCCCAGGAGCAAAAUUUGUGGCUGCAGGGAUUGCUGAAUCCAUUUUUUGGAGAUUUGGGGGAACUCGUGGCGCUCGGUGGUGCAGCUGGGUUCGGGGAUAUUGUUUGGUGGGAUGGCAUGAAAAAUGCGAAUGGUGCGCCACCCUACACAAAUUUUUCUCCGUCAACGAACUGGCAAACGCAUAGCGGAUGCAUCGCCAUGCAACGCGAUGGAUUUUGGCGUAUAGUGGACUGUAAAACCCCCAAAAGGCCCUUUGUUUGUGCGUUUCAAUGGAAUCCUUUGAAUGAGGGGAACACCAGCAGUAACGAUGGCGAUAAUAGCAGUGACAGUGGUGGUAACGCUACGACAACAAAUUCUUCAUCGGGGGACAAUCCUGUCGAUGCACCGCAACCCACUCGCCCGCCGGUACCACAACCACCACUUGAAUGUCUCGAUGGGUGGUCAUCAUAUAAGGACAAAUGUUACCAUCUCUACGCGGAAUUGAUUGACGGGGGAGAAAGAGGGAUGAAUCAGCAGGCGGCGCAGAGGUUCUGUCAGUCAAUUCAUCCCCGUGUGACUCUCACUGCCGUUUUGAAUGCAGAAGAAGAUGCCUUUCUUGGCAGUCUGGUGCAGGACUGGGCACGGUAUCACAACUAUGAUUUGUCUCAAAUUGAAGUCUUUAUUGGCGGAAUCUUUACAGCUCGUGGUUCAGUGGGUGUGUGGUACGAAGACGCUUUGUGGUACGGGGAGAAGGAUUAUGCGCUCAGCUUUCCUUCGAGCCCUACAUGGCCUACGGCAAAGAACAAAUUGUAUUCAAAUUGGGGUGUGGGAGAGCCGAGUAUGACGUUCGGAUGCGUGACGGUAGAUAAUAACGGUACUUGGAGGGCGGUGGACACCCGAGUAUCGUUGCCGUUUGUAUGUGCUUACCUCAACGACGGCUCUGUUAAACCAGAAGUACCAACCGCUGCUCCAGAAAGCGGCUCUGCUUCUUCAGAAGAUGCAGGCUCCAACGCCACCAAUCCAACACCUGAUCCGCACCAAUCGGAUUUGUGCAGCAAUGAUUGGGUGUAUUUUGCACCCACCAACCGUUGUUUUCGUGUCUUUACGGAUCGUGCUGUUGCUGCGGCCGACUUGGAGGAGUCCUGUGGCCGGCUCUUGGACUCUGCUGCAGUUGACACUAUUCAUGCGGCUACCAUAACGUCUGUAGAGGAAAGUGUCUUUGCCGGUCGUUUGGUGGCUGAAGUAGGCGUACAACGUGUACUGGUAGGCGUGUCGUACAUAGAGCGAGGAAUGCAUGGUUUGUAUCUCGACGGUGCGUCGGCGUGGGAGUCGACUCUAGCGGAAAGCUUGUGGGCCUUUGGGCAGCCAUCACGUGAUAGUGGUUGUGUCAUCGUUGACCGCACUGGUGCAUGGUACUACUUUCCCUGUGGCACACCGGCCAAUGCGUAUGCAUGUGCGUAUCGCGCAGGGGCGGUUCAUGCACCGACGAGCAAACCAGCGCCUACUGAUGUACCGACAUCAGCAACAACAACAACAAAUUCUGCGCCAGAGAGAGAAAAAUGGCCGCUGGAAACACGCAUUGCAUCACUUUCAGGGGCGGUUCAUUUGGUGGUGGCAGCCGGUACUGUGGGUACAUACACGGUGGCAGGCGCGGGUGGACGGACGGACGGACUUUUGCUCAUGUUUGCUCCCGAUCUAUCGGAAAUUGUUGCGAGGGUGGGGUGGUGGGAUGAGCAUGUGAAGGUGUCACCAUGUGCUUGGGGAUACAAAAAACAGGAGUACACAUUUGCCGUGAUGCAGGGUGUGGUGACAAUCGUCCAUCCCAACCAGACGAUGCGUGGGCGCGUUUGUGUUUCUGAUGAUGGGGUGCAUUAUGUGCCGGCAGGCAACAUCACAUUUGAAGUGUUGGACGUGGCACUGCGUGGAUUCAUUCCCUUUUCCUCUUCACAAAAGGAGGCGGAGGAGGCACAGGGAGGUGGGAGCAACGAAAGUAGCGUUAUUGGGGGUGGUAACGACCCCAUUUUUGUCUCCCGGGCGGUUGGCAUUCGUCUCUGGUCCAGUGGGGUGUUACAACUUCGUUUUCAUCGCCGCCUCCCUGGCACACGGGCGGGGAUUUGUCAUAUUCGUUUUUCAUCUUCCCCAGACUGCACGAGCGGCCGCUACGUCCUCUUUGGGGAGAAUCUCACCGUGGUUGAGCGAGAGCGAGGACGAGGGGUGAUCACGUAUCAACUUGCAAAUGUUUUGCCUUCCAACGAGACAUUGGCCUCGACUGGCUGUACGC
Trypanosoma cruzi is the source of this 2650-nucleotide messenger RNA. RefSeq lists its product as uncharacterized. Lineage: Eukaryota; Euglenozoa; Kinetoplastea; Trypanosomatida; Trypanosomatidae. The record is from RefSeq and is a predicted model, not a curated record. The transcript has a single exon. The annotation marks the transcript as partial.